AUGGCAACUUCACUCAUCACAGCCACCCAGUGUUUUGUGCCUAAGUCCAAGGAAGAGGAAGAACAAGUGGCGAAAACCUACCAAAGAUAUGAGGAGCUCAUAAUUCCAACUCUUCCAAGGCAUAAGGGAUGGUUGUCGGAGCACGUGUACAUGUACCAAGGCUACUGGUUCGAACCCAAUCGCGGAUUGAAAGGAGUGAUGUACUUGCAGGAACACUUUAAGCCUCGACCCACUGAUGUUCUUAUUGCCACUUCUCCGAAAUGUGGCACCACCUGGCUCAAAGCUUUGAUCUUCUCGAUCAUGAAUAGAGCAACUUAUACCGAUAUGAAGGCGCAUCCAUUGCUCAAAUAUAGCGUGCACGAGUGUGUGCCUUUCCUCGAUGUGCACCUGUUUAACACUAACCCCGUUGGGGACCCGGAGAUCCUACCCUCACCCCGCUUGUUGUGCAGUCACAUCGCCUAUGCCUCGUUGCCGGAAAUGGCUAGGGGCCCUAAUGGUUGCCGGAUCGUGCACAUGUGGAGGGACCCUAAGGAUGCACUUAUUUCCUUCUGGCACUUCGCGUGCAAAAUUAGGAGGAAAGUAGCUCAACAUCUGCCGGAACUUUCACUUACAGAAGCAUUUGAGAUGUUCUCCCAAGGUGUGUCUCCUUUUGGACCUUUCUGGGAUCAAGUCCUAGGAUAUUGGAAAGCAAGUCAAGAGUAUCCGGACAAGAGAUUGGCCGAGUUCUUGGGGAAGCCAUUCACCCUGGAAGAGAAGGAAAAACGCAUCAUGCACGAGAUUCUCAAACUGUGUAGCUUCGAGAGCAUGAGAAAUGCCGAGGUUCCCGAAAAAGGGAACUUUCACGAAAAAUUAACAAACUACCAUUUCUACUUCAGAAAAGGUGAGGUGGGAGACUGGAAGAAUUAUCUUACGGUGGAUAUGGCAAGACGUCUCGACGAGAUUACCGAGGAAAAGUUCAAGGGUACUGGGUUGGCUAUAUGA
Messenger RNA from Punica granatum (pomegranate), 981 nucleotides. The record is from RefSeq and is a predicted model, not a curated record. NCBI's taxonomy places the organism in Eukaryota, Viridiplantae, Streptophyta, Magnoliopsida, Myrtales, Lythraceae.